AUGAGAACUCACUCUGCAGAGAAACCUUACACUUGCCAUCAGUGUGGAAAGAGUUUUACACAGAAAAGCAGCCUUCAAUUUCACAUGAACAUUCACACUGGAGCGAAGCCUUAUACAUGCGAACAGUGUGGAAAGAGUUUCACUCAAAAAGCACACCUUCAAAAACACAUGAGAACUCACUCUGCAGAGAAACCUUACACUUGCCAUCAGUGUGGAAAGAGUUUUACACAGAAAAGCAGCCUUCAAUUUCACAUGAACAUUCACACUGGAGCGAAGCCUUAUACAUGCGAACAAGAAACCUUCAGCCUUCAUUCCCACAUGAACAUUCACACUAGAGCAAAACCUUAUACAUGCGAACAGUGUGGAAAGAGUUUCCCUGCAAAACAGAACCUUAAAGUCCACAUGAGAGUUCACACUGGAGAGAAGCCAUACUCUUGCAAGUAUUGUGGGAAGAGUUUUGCAAAUGCGUACUCCCAUAAUUACCACAUGAGAAUUCACACUGUUCAUUCAACAUUCAACAACCUGCUGGUGCUGAAAGAGGAGUAUAAAGAUCUGAAUGAAAUGGAACAGACAGAUCAGUAUGAGAAAGACCAUGAUUUCAUAACUGGUGAAAAUGCCACACAGACUAAAACGGCUUCUAUACGAAAAAGAGCUCAGAAAACCAAAUCUAACAGCUCUUUCACCUGCCUUCAUUGUGGAAAGAGCUUUGCUCAACAAGAAACCCUCAAAAGGCACAUGAGAAUUCACUCGGGAGAGAAGCCUUACACCUGCCAACAGUGUGGAAAGAGCUUUGCUCAACAAGGAGCCCUCAAAAGGCACAUGAGAAUUCACUCGGGAUGUGGAAAGAGUUUCGCUCAAAAACCACACCUUCAAAUACACAUGAGAACUCACUCGGGAGAGAACACUUACACUUGCCAUCAGUGUGGAAAGAGUUUUACACAGAAAGGCAGCCUUCAAUCUCACAUGACCAUUCACACUGGAGCAAAACCUUAUACAUGCGAACAGUUUGGAAAGAGUUUCCCUGCAAAACAAAACCUUAAAGACCACAUGAGAGUUCACACUGGAGAGAAGCCUUACUUCUAA
Sinocyclocheilus anshuiensis is the source of this 1083-nucleotide messenger RNA. Its product is annotated as zinc finger protein 567-like. Lineage: Eukaryota; Metazoa; Chordata; Actinopteri; Cypriniformes; Cyprinidae. Gene Ontology annotation, biological process: regulation of transcription by RNA polymerase II. The coding region runs from base 1 to 1083 and encodes 360 amino acids. The transcript is spliced from 4 exons. The record is from RefSeq and is a predicted model, not a curated record. Gene Ontology annotation, molecular function: DNA-binding transcription factor activity, RNA polymerase II-specific; RNA polymerase II transcription regulatory region sequence-specific DNA binding. Gene Ontology annotation, cellular component: nucleus.